CACAUCUGUGUAGUAACAGCAGACGCGGCUCGCGGUGCUCCUCGUUGGCGGCGGAAUUGCGCAGCAGCUCGGUUGAUCUCUUUUUUCAGUCUGCGGGCAGAUUGGAUUUCCUCCAAUUUCCAAGAGAAAAAUGCUGCAAGCCAUCCAGGUGCACGCCGAGGCCGUGCAGGACAACUACGAGUCGCUGCACGCGCUGUCCUGUCAGGCGUCGGCCGAGGACAUCAGGGCCAUGUCCGACAAGAUGCACGAGGACCCCGAGUCGCUCCAUAGGAUUUGCAUGCCGCUGCUCACCACGCCACUCCACCACGCGGCAGCAAGAGGACACAACGCGUGCUUGCAUUUCCUGCUUGGCAAAGGCGCGCGGCCCAACAUCGAAGACCGCACCGGCUGCACCCCGCUGGAGACAGCGAUCAGCCACAACCACGAGGAUUGUGUCCGGGCGCUGCUGGCCCACGGUGCAGACCCAAACUUCCAGUCCGAGUCCAACUUCAGACAGAGCCGCACCAGGUGCCUCACUAAAGCCUGCAUGGACGGCAAAAUCAACAUCGUCAAGAUGUUGUUGGAGGCAGGGGCGGUAGUGGAUGACGUGCCCCCCGACGCCCCCGACUACCUGCUGCUCAGCCCAUGCAGUUUCGCCGUCACCUAUGGCAACCCUGAAAUUUUGCGCCUGCUGCUCUUCCACGGUGCCGUCACAGAUUUGGGUCAGCUGCCUGAAUGCAGCGACCGGCACCUGCUGGUGCUCAAACACCUCCUUCCUCACCUCGCCGUUGCUCACAAAAUGAGGAACGGAUACGAGGCGACAAGGUUGACCAUCGAGAUUUUGAGAAAGUUCGGUGCUGAUUUCUGCAAAAAGGACCAAUACGGAAAAGCACCGAAGCAGAUUAUUCAAAUUUUGAAAAACUCGCACAUCUGUGACCAGUUUGAUGACAAAAUCGACGAGUACCUUGACGAGUGUGCCUGUCCAUUGCCCUUAAAAGACCUCAGCAGAGUAAAUUUGGUCAGAAAUUUGAAGACGAGAUAUUUCGACGUGAUUCCGAAUUUGAACAUCCCACGAUCGCUAAAACAAUUUUUGAAUGACAUUUGAAAUUGUAUAAAGCAGAUUAUUUAUUUUCAAGAAAUGAAAUAUCUUAUAAAGAUAUGACAAUUAUUUGAGCUGAGCUCAAAACGUUUCAAGAAUUUAUAGGAAAAUUUAAGAGAAAAUGAGGAAAAAAAAUGAAAAAGUACAAGAAGAUCGGUAAAAAUGGAAAAAUUUAAUUUAGACAGAUUUCAUCUGUUAGAAAUAGAUACCUGUAAAGUUAAAUUUUAUUGUAUUAUUUCUUUCUAAGUAAGUAUUAUGUAAUUUUAAAAAUAUGUUUAUUCCCAAUUUAUUUACAGUGUAAAAUGUGCCUAAAAAUAAGGAAAAAAAUUUAUGAGGCUGUUGUAAAAAGCUUAAAUGUAACAAAAAUUAUGGUUCUUAUGCUUGCAAAUGAUUUAUUUUUAAUUUAAGUAUUCUCUCUAUGAAAAAAAUAAAAUAAUUUUAAUCCUA
Neocloeon triangulifer is the source of this 1525-nucleotide messenger RNA. RefSeq names its product ankyrin repeat and SOCS box protein 12-like. The transcript is spliced from 5 exons. Gene Ontology annotation, molecular function: protein binding. The coding region runs from base 131 to 1084 and encodes 317 amino acids. NCBI's taxonomy places the organism in Eukaryota, Metazoa, Arthropoda, Insecta, Ephemeroptera, Baetidae. The record is from RefSeq and is a predicted model, not a curated record.